Molecule: messenger RNA, 374 nt
Organism: Ostrinia furnacalis (Asian corn borer)
Lineage: Eukaryota; Metazoa; Arthropoda; Insecta; Lepidoptera; Crambidae
Product: Dolichyl-phosphate mannosyltransferase subunit 3
Exons: 1
Coding region: 2-280 (92 amino acids)
Biological process (GO): GPI anchor biosynthetic process
Cellular component (GO): dolichol-phosphate-mannose synthase complex; endoplasmic reticulum membrane
Source: RefSeq, a predicted model, not a curated record
UAUGACGAAGUUAUUGGAAUGGAUUUCUGUGAUAUCAGCGGUGUUCGCCGUCUGGUAUUCCCUCAUCGGAGGUUAUGUCAAACAUCCCCUCAUUGAGAACAAUAUGAACUUGGUUCUGGUAUCGCCGGUGAUCUUCGUGAUAUUAUUCGGGCUGUACGCGGCGUCUGUCGUUUUAUACCGGGUGUUUACUUUCAACAACUGUGAGGACGCGGCAAAAGAGCUCCAACUCGAAAUUGCAGAAGCAAGAAAGGAUUUACUUGACAAAGGACUUAAAUGGUGAUUCUGUUAAAUUACUUAGCUAUUAUAUUUAAGAUAAACUGCUGUAGUUGUUACUACGGAAUGAUGUAAAUUUUGAAUAAAUAUAAUUUAAUUUA